Diaporthe citri is the source of this 1485-nucleotide messenger RNA. RefSeq lists its product as uncharacterized. The record is from RefSeq and is a predicted model, not a curated record. Gene Ontology annotation, cellular component: extracellular region. Bases 1 to 1485 code for a protein of 494 amino acids. NCBI's taxonomy places the organism in Eukaryota, Fungi, Ascomycota, Sordariomycetes, Diaporthales, Diaporthaceae. The transcript is spliced from 5 exons.
AUGGUUCGGACACCGUCAUACGCAGCGGCUUUUGUCGCGGCCGCAUCCUUGCGCGCGGCAGCUGGCGCAGAAAUCGACAUGACCCAUGUCGCGUCGUCCGAGGAGUACCUGUCGGGCAAGGUUCACGCCCAGAGCAUGGCAGCCAAAACCGCACAAUGGAACUCUGAGCUCGCUGCAGGCCUGUUGGACAGUGCUCAGUACCCUGAGCUGAGUUAUACGCCUUGCGUCGAUGGUCUUGCCACGGCCAUCCCGGGAGAUGCGAACAACACCUUUCAGUGCAACAAUAUCGACCUGUACCAUUUCCUUUCCCAUGCAGACCUCGGAAGCACUCAGGGGUUUGGGUCCUCCUCGUGGGGAUGGACAUCCGAGGACGGGCGCGAGUUCGUCGCCAUCGGUCAGUACGACGGGACAGCCUUCGCGGAGAUCACCUCCGAGGGCAAGUUGGUCUACCUCGGCAGGCUCCCCCAAUACGACUCCAUCGGCUCGAGGUGGCGAGAGAUCAGGACCCUUGGCGACCUGAUCAUCAUUGGCUCCGAGGCUAUCAAGCACGGCGUGCAGAUCUUCGACAUGAAGAAGCUACUCGACCUGGACCCAGACAGCCCAACCGUCUUCACCCAAGAUGACCUCACUGGCCAUUUCAACAAGCUGCCUGUCGGUAGGACGCACAACAUCGUAGUGAACGAGGAGCUCGGCUAUGCCAUCGCUGCUGGGUCUGUUGGUGGCAACGAGACCGUGCGCAACCGGGACAACCUGCCUUGCCGGGGAGGGCUGAUCUUCAUCAAUAUGACUGAUCCCACUAAUCCCACCACUCCCGGGUGUGCUGCUGGAGAUGGUUAUGUGCAUGAUGCGCAAUGCCUUGUCUACCGUGGACCGGACACACGUUACCAGGGUCGUGAUAUCUGCUACGGCUACAACGAAGACACUAUCACCAUAUACGAUGUCACGAAUAAGAUUGGCAAUACCACCAAGCUGAUCUCUCGCACCUCUUACACCGGUGCGAAGUAUAUCCACCAAGGCGCCGUUCUCGAUAUAUCAAACCAGGAAUUCCUUGCGCUUGACGACGAGCUGGACGAGCGUGACGGAACGGAGGGCCCAGCAAGCAGCAAGCUUCCCAUCACCUACAUCUUUGACAUCCGGGAUCUCGAGUCACCCAAGUUGACGGGGUACUACGAAGGCAAGACCCGUUCCAUUGAUCACAACCAGUACAUCGUCGAUGGAUAUAACUACCAGUCCAACUACGGCGCAGGGCUCCGCGUGCUCGACAUCAGCUCGAUCCCAUCCGACCCGACCGGCGCUGGGGUAUGCGAGGCUGGAUUCUUUGACAUCCACCCCGAGGACGAUGGGGCUGAGGGAGGCGGAAUCGUCGCCUUCACUGGCACCUGGUCCUCGUACGCGUACUUCAAGUCUGGGUUCAUUUAUAUCAAUACCAUUGAGCGAGGCUCAUUCGUUGUCAAGAUGACGAGCAAGGCGUGUGCGGAGGCCUAG